GCCACGAGCUCUUCGCGCCACUGGAGGGAGCCGCGCAACCGGUGCUCGUCCAGGCCGGCGCUCUCCGUCUCUUUCUGAGCUCCUACCGCAGCCCCGAUUUCCAGAAAACGCGUCCACGAGAUGUGGAAGCCUUUUUCUGUUCUUGAGUGGGGAAUACGAUCUUUUGGACUUGGAACUGCUCAUCCCACUUUUGCUUAUGUCAAUCACCACACCCACAAGUGGAUUUCAAAGUCAAACAUGACCACCUUUAGGCUUAUGGCUUCACAUCGAAGGUUGUGAAUCGGCGGAAAAGAUAUGUCCCUCUACUUUUCCUUCGAUCUCGAUCACACUAAUAAUUACUCUGCUUCGCAUGUUCUAAUCCGUCUGUGUCGGCCAUUAAAGUGUGUUCCAAAUUAUGGAUUUUUCUGAUACAUAAGGAAGCUUUAGGGAUGAUCAUGUUGAUUUGUGAUAUGUUCUAAAGGAAGAUCGGUGAGAGUCAGAAUCAUGUUUGAUUCUCUGGUCUAAAGCUCGUUAUCACCCAUGGCGAGUCAAGAAGACUGGCCAUGUCCAAACAGUUGCAGUCGGCGUACGCCGGCAGGCCAUCGCCAAAGUCUUGGUCAGAACAACAAGUUCAAAUUUUGACCUGCUUACCCCAAAAUCGAAGUCAUUUUGCUUCUGUUGCUGAUUUGUCUCUGAUUGCGUUAACAUCGGUAGCUGUGAUUGAAGUCAUUUUGCUUCUGUUGGUGUUCGUCUAUGAUCGCGUUAAGAUUGCUAGUUGUGAUUUCACGUUUUGGACGGGUUUUGUAUCGAUGGAGUGAUGCUCUGAGAAGAUGUGAAGAUUCCACGCUUUCUUCUUUGGCAUUUUGGUCGGAUUUGUAGCUCAUGACAGGAACAAUGUUCUGAUCUGAUCCGAUCCGAUCCGGUCUUUCUUCUUCCACCAUGGUCAGAUGAUGAUAACAGAGACCAGAAACAAGUCGGUCAUAUUCACAGGCCACUCCGUGGGAGGUUCCAUCGCCUCCCUUGCGGCCCUUUACUUCCUCUGCUCGUCUUCUCGACCCGAUGCUCCAUCACCGGCUUCCCUCGUGUGCAUCACCUUCGGAAGCCCGCUGCUCGGAGACGAGACGCUCUCUCGAGCGAUUCUGAGGGAAAGGUGGGGCGGAAGGUUCUGCCAUGUCGUGUCGCAGCACGACAUCAUGCCCAGGCUGCUCUUCUGCCCUGUGAACGCCCUGCCUCCGCAGCUGGCAAUGUCGAUCUGCACCUUGAUGCAGUCAUGGCAUCUCUCGAUGCGUUAUCCGCAGUUUCCGAGACCUGCGCUGCAGCUCACCGACGACCAGAAAGCAGAACUGCAGGGAUACAUCUCGAUGCACAUCGGUGCAGCAGCAUCGGAGCAAACGCAGCACAUCAGCCCUUAUCGGCCCUACGGAAACUACGCUUUAUGCUCUGCGGAAGGCGCGGUGUGCAUCGACGAUCCGCUCGUUGCAGCGAAGAUGCUUCAUCUGACAUUUACGACAGGUUCUGCGAGCAUCAGCUUCGAGGAGCAGCACAUCUCCUACGGGAAUCUCGUGGUAGAUCUAUCACAAAACCUACAAUUUAGGAGGAGACUCCACCUCGAAGAUGACGCUCCAAAGUCCAACCGCAGCGCCGGGGUCUCACUGGCUCUGGAGACAUCAGGGAUCGGAAUCCAGGACAUGGGCGCCAUGGAGGCUCGGGAAUGGCUCGAGAUGAGCAUGUGCCGACGGCCGAAGCUGCAAUGUGCCAGUCUCGCUAUCAAGCUCGCCAAGGUGACGCCUUGUCGCGCCCAGAUCGAAUGGUACAAGGCCCUGUGCGACAACGACACGGGCUACUACGACAGCUUCAAGCUCCGGAAGGCUUCCAAGAAAGACGCAAGGGUGAACAUGAACCGCAUCAGGCUCGGCCAGUUCUGGGACGAGCUGCUCGACAUGAUCCAGAACAACAACCUACCCCCCGACUUCCACAAGCGAAGCAAGUGGGUGAAUGCAGCUCAGUUCUACAAGCUCCUGGUGGAGCCGCUCGACAUCGCGGAGUACUACAGAUGCCAGUGGCCCAGGACCAGGCGCCAUUACCUGACUCAUGGCAGGGAGAGGAGGUACGAAGUGUUCGACAGAUGGUGGAACGAUCGCAACAAGGAUGUCCCCGAGAAGGCGGCGGCUCAUCGGAAGCGGAGUAAGUUUGCUGGGCUGACGCAGGACUCGUGCUUCUGGGCCAAGGUGGAGGAGGCGAGGGACAGCGUGAAGAAUGCUUGGGCCGAGAAGAACCCCACGAAGCUGGUGAAGCUUUGGGAGAACCUGCACGGUUUCGAGAGCUACGCCAACGGACUGAUACGGAAAAAGGAGGUGUCGGUGGAUGUGGUGGCUCCGCUAUCGAGUUACAGCUUGUGGGUGGAAGAGCUGAAGGAUCUGAAGUCGAAGCAGGCGUGCCGUCUUCCUUCGGCCUCUGUAUUGGUCGGAGUAACAGGAGGAACGUAGAAGGACAAGAGAAUCCACCCAUCUCAUCGACGUUGUAACGGAGAUCGGUCUGUGACAUUUUGUUGGAAAAAACUAUGGAAGCCGAAUAAAUUUUUUCUUUAUUUGAAUAUUAAAA
Molecule: messenger RNA, 2580 nt
Organism: Musa acuminata AAA Group (dessert banana)
Lineage: Eukaryota; Viridiplantae; Streptophyta; Magnoliopsida; Zingiberales; Musaceae
Product: lipase-like PAD4
Exons: 3
Coding region: 927-2465 (512 amino acids)
Biological process (GO): lipid metabolic process
Source: RefSeq, a predicted model, not a curated record